UCUCUUAUUUUUUAAAAGGAACUUUUUCAACAAGUUUAUUUGUUGAACGUUUAAUAAUAUUGCGGUAGAUUUACGGUUUUGUAUAGAUUAUUAUUUUUAGUUUGUUGUUGUUGUUGUUGUUGUUGUUAUUGUGAAUAAAGAAAUGUCGUGAGUAUUUCGUAGAGAGUUUGCUUUUGAUGCUGAAGGAAUGCGUUUUUACUGUAGUUCGUUGAAGCAUCGCGAGAGAGAAGGUCACGCAUCGUGGAAUAUCUUUACGACGUUCUAUACCUUUCUUAUUUUUCUUCUUCUUUUUCUCACUUAACUUCCUUUCGUGUAUCAUCUUAUUAUUAUUCUUCUUCUUCUUUCUGUUUUUCUUUUUCUUCUUCUUAUUCGGUUAGUUUAAGAUUCGAAAGAGAGACUGUGACUCUCAAGAACUCUCCUCGACCGUUUGACCGACUACGGUGGUUUUUAAUGUUGUACGUCAGUUGCGGCAGGUCACGAGGAACGGCUCUCAAGAUGGCCUACAUUAUACUAUUUCGUUAUUAUCGUUGACCAGAAAAAGUAAAAAAAAAAAAAAAAAAUAAGAAAAAGAAAACAAAAUUGGGACGGUGAGAGAAAGAACAAAAAUAAAGAGAAGAAAGAACAAAUUUUUAUUACCCAUUCUCGAAAGAACCGAUUGAUUAAUUCCAUAAAAAUUAUUAUUCCGAAAUAUUGUCGAUUCUUUUAUAAAGAAAUAAACACAAAAUAAAAAUGGGCCAAGCUUGGUGCAAAGAAAAAACUUCAAAGGCACAGGAUUCGAAAUCACCUUUGGAUCGGGUCUUUGUUCGAUGUGCUCAUCGGAUUUAUCCGAGCUUAAAAGAAGAGGGUUCUGUACUCGGUGGUGCCACUCAAAGAGUAACGAGUUCUGAGAUUGGAUACGCUGGUUCACCACCCAGAGAUGUCCUCACUAGAGGUAGAAGCAUCGACUCAGUCGACAGACCCUUUCAACCAAGUGAUUGGGUGGACGUUAACUUGGAAGUACCCAGUACACCAAGACCUAACUCGGUUCUCACCAACUUGACCAUAGACACGAAUCUCUAUCCACCUACGACCACUCCCACGUCUAUCAGAUCGAAUAAUUUGAAAGACGUAACACCGGUGCCACCACCCAGACGAAAGAAGAGAAAUAGAGGUAGACCAUUGCCACCAAAACCGGACGAGAUUGCAGAUAAAACGAUGUGCAAUUUGCGGCAUGUAGAUUCAUGCGAGGAGCCGUUAUAUUCAUCUGUAGUGAGUAACAACUCACCACGAAUGUUGCUGAACGAUUAUGCGACUAUGGAGGAUGUCGUUGGUAGGGUUGACAGUGACGAUGAUGAUGGUGGUGGUGUUGGUGGUGGUGAUGUUGGUAUGAAGAAGAAGAAGAAGAAGCAGCAGCAGCAACAGGAAUCAGAAGAUGAAGGUUGCAUUUACCGAAAUCAAACGAAUGGUACGAGAGAUUCUCCUAGGUUGAAGGAAUAUUCAAAAGGUGUAAUGCCUGAGGGUAAAAGGACGAAGGAGAUAUACGAGCACAAGGCGAGUAUUACCGAGGUUAACGGUACCGGAAGAAUAAUAUCGAGCGAGGUGGUUUCCGGCAAAAGGUUAUCCCAGAACUACGAUAAGAAGAUACACAAAAAUACUAAUCAGAAUAAAAAAAUAAACGAUACCGAGGAAUACGAGAGAUUUGUUAACGGACGUACCAUCAAGGAUUCUUCGUCUACGCCUAAUCAAAAAGACAAUGUUGAUACGUGUAAAAGGUCCAAAGAAUUGCUAAUAAAACGACAAAUCGAUGAUACUAUUAAUAAAAACGAUGGCAAUUUAUUAGAAGCUAAUAUCAGACCAAAGAACUACAGUACCGUUAGUCUUCCAAAUUACGACGAGUUGGACGUAGGUAGAUACGAGAUGAAAAGGAACAACGAUGAACAAGGGGAACACGAGAAAAUAAGAUCAAGGAGACCCGUCAGAAGCAGUACAGGAUCUCUUCCGGUCGAAUCCUUCCUUCAACCUUUCUCUCAGAAAACAAGUAUCCGAUUGGAGGACUAUAUUUCACGUCAUGGUAGUACCGAAAAUCUAUCGGAAUAUGAAGUACUAGAAGGAAAGCUUCCUUGCACUGAUUCCGAUGGCAAGACUGAAUUCUUGAAGUACGAUUCAAGUAAAUUGGAGGAUUGGGACAUUGGUGACAUCGGUAAUUGCGAAUUGAACCACCACCAAAGGCCCCAUGAGGAUCCAGAUAUAGCGGAUCGUGACGUGGUGGAUUUUCAUCAGACACGUGAAAAUACUCACGUAGUGCAAAAGCCAGUAUCCUUUGGGAAACCAACCGAGUUUGUUAACGAUACCAAGUUGAAUUGUAUUCUAAUGGAACAAGACAGAUGUAUUCAAGAGGAAACGAAAGAAUUAUCGAAACCAGAUAAGCCACCAUUAUGCAAGGAACCUGUUUGUUCUAAUCGGAUCAAUUCAUUUUAUUCAGAUAACAUCGGUGGUGAAAUCGGGAAGAAAAAGAAGGAGGAAGAAGAAGAAGAGGAAAAAGAGGAUGAUUUCGAUCGAUCUAAUUCAAAGAGGAUGAUCUUUGGUAGGAGUUUAUCGAACGAGAGUGAACCCAACGAUCCAGUUGAUGUGUCAUGCGAAACGAAAGAAUUACGUUUACGUGAGACAAAUAAGAUGAUCAGGACGAUAUCGGAGGAAUUGUUGACACGUGAGAUGUUACCUGAUAGAAAUACGUCGUUCUUCGAUGGGGACGACGAAAAGAAUCUUAAAAUGAAGAAAAUUCAAACCCCACCACCUAGUCCAGAGAAUAAAAUCAAAGCUGAGAUUGUUGAAAACGAACAUUCAAUUUUAUUGAAGGUUUUAAAAGAAGAAGCAGCUUUAGCUGCCGAGGGUAGUAAUUUUAGUUCGAUGACACCAAGUUUAACCGAAUUGGAAGUAGCUUUGUCGGAUAUGUUGGAAAAAGAACAAAACGAUCAACAGGAUAUUUCUAAAAAUGAACAUCAUUCAGAUGAUAGAUCCUUGUCACCAUCUGGUUGUAAUGAACAAAUCGAACCAAAAAUUAUUCCAAUCGAUAAACAUUCUGACAGAAGGAACGAUUUACGUCCAGUUUCAUUGGGUGAUAUUCUUAAAAAGAAUUCACCGAAAAAUCAAAGGAAAGUAUCAUUUUGUGCAUGGGAAGAAAAAGAAUUAAUUUAUAAUGAUGAUAAUGAUGAUGAUGAUGAUGAUGAUGAUAGUCGUGUUAAUAAGAAUUACGAUAAGAAAAUUAUUAUUAGGGAUAAACCUGAUGAACCAAUGCGUCGAUACAGUCUCGACGAUUCUAUCAUGAAUGAUAAAUCCGAGGAUACUCCUACACCACCAAGAAGAAGGCACAGACCUUCUUGUCCUUCGGGAAUCCUUAGGGAAGAUCAACGUACCUCGAUUAACGGUGCAAAAAUACAUUCCGACACUGAACACGGUGAUAGACUCAUUUGAUCUCGAUAAUCUUGUUGCUUUUUGUUGUUGUUAUAUGAACAAUCAAGUUAAUUAGUUCGGAAAGAGAUUUUUCCUUUUUA
Polistes dominula (European paper wasp) is the source of this 3530-nucleotide messenger RNA. RefSeq lists its product as uncharacterized. NCBI's taxonomy places the organism in Eukaryota, Metazoa, Arthropoda, Insecta, Hymenoptera, Vespidae. The record is from RefSeq and is a predicted model, not a curated record.